AUGAGUGUCACACUUUAGCAACCAGUUGCUUCCAAAUCAGAUGAUAGAAAAUACAAAUUAAUUAAGUUACCAGUUAAUGAUAUUGAAAUUUUAUUAAUUUCAGAUCCUACUACUGAUAAGAGCUCAGCAGCAGUAAAUGUAAAUGCUGGCCAACUUUAAGAUCCAAUUGAAAGAUAGGGCCUUGCUCAUUUCUUAGAACACAUGCUCUUUUUAGGUACUAAGAAGUAUCCAGAUGCUUCACAAUUCGAUUAGCAUUUAAAUCAAUAUUCAGGAUAUUCUAAUGCAUUCACAGCUUUAGAUUAAACUAACUACUUCUUCCAUUGCUCUAAUGCAGGAUUUAAAGAAGCUCUUGAUAGAUUUGCAUGGUUCUUCAUUGAGCCACUAUUUACUAAGGAGUUGACAUCUAGAGAAAUGAAUGCAGUAAAUAGCGAAAAUUAAAAAAAUUUGUAAUAAGAUCUAUGGAGGGAAUAUCAAUUAAAUAGAUCCACAAGUAAAGAAGGAAAUCCUUUUAAUAAAUUUGGAACAGGUAAUCUCGAGACUUUGAAUUUUGAAUCAACUCGUGAAGAUCUAAUUAAGUUCUACAAUUAAUACUACUCUUCAAACCUUACUAAAGUUGUCAUUCUUUCAAAUGAAACUUUGGAGGAACUUGAAACUUAGGCUGUAGAACUAUUUUCUUAAAUACCUAACCGUAAAUUACCAAAACCUGUUUACAAAGAAAGCCCUUUCGAUUCAACUAAUCUUAAAAAGUUCUUAAAAAUAGUUCCUUGCAAAUAAGAAAAAAGAUUAAAAUUCUCUUGGGUUUUGCCAAAUUAUGAAAAGAAUUACAGAAAAAAUCCAACUAAAUUGUUCAGCUAUCUUUACGGACAUGAAGGAGAACACAGUUUAUUAAGUGCUCUCAUGGAUGCCGGAUAUGCUGAGGCCUUGAGAUCAAGUGAAAGUUAAAUCAUGGGAUUAUUUUCUUAGCUCUCUGUGACAGUUGUUUUAACUGAACAAGGUUUUGAAAAUUAUGAAAAAGUAAUUAAUUUUGUUUCUGCCUACACUAAGAUGCUCAAAGAAAAGGCCAAUUAACAAUGGGUUUAUGAUGAAUUCAAGAAUAUUUCAUAGUUGAAAUUUGACUUUAAAGAUAAAGAAGAACCUAUUGAUUAUACAUAUGAAAUUGCUACUGCCAUGCAAGAGUGUGAGUAUAUUGAUAUUUUGAGAACAGACAACGCUCCAGAGCCUUAUGAUAAAGACUUAUUAUAGAGUGCUCUCGAUGCUUUAAUAGUAGACAAUUUAAGGAUUACUUUAAUAUCUCCAACUUUAACCGAAGAGUGUAAUUUAACAGAAAAGUACUAUUAAACUAAAUAUUCAAUUGAACCUAUCUCUGAAUCUAUUAUCAAAGCCUUUGAAAAUCCAUAAAUACCUCAUGAUAGCAAGAAAAUGGAUUUACCUCCUAAGAAUACAUUACUUCCCUAAAAAUUCGAUUUAUUUACAAGUGAAACUGAUGCUCCUCCUAAGGAUCUUUUAAAUAACGAAUUUAUCGAACUUUGGUAUAAAUAAGAUAGCUAAUUUAAGAUUCCUAAGGUUACAUUGAAGUUACGUUUUAAAAACAAUGACUGUGGUCUUGGAUUGACUGCAAGAGCUGAAGUCUAAACUAAAUUAUGGACUAAUUUAUUCAAUGAAUUUACUAGAGAAUUAAGAUAUUAAGCAGAGAUGGCAUUACUUGACUCUAAUUUAGAAUUUAAAUAAGAAUUAACUUUAACAGUAGACGGUUUUAGUGAUUCUAUUACUAAUUUUAUGGAACUUUACUUACAAAAAUUAGUCGAAUUUGAUGUAUCCAAAUUAUAAAAAGAGUUCUAGAUUUAGCUUAAUAAGCUCUAAAAAGAUUUGAAAAAUUUCUUUAAACAACCACCUUAUCAGCAAGGAAAUACAUAUAAUGAAUAUUUCCUCUAAACCAGAACUUUUUCUCCCAAGCAAUUAUAAGAAGAGUCUCUUAAUAUCCAAUUUGAUACCUUUGUUGAAUUCAGUACCAAUUUCUUGAAAGCACUUAGACUCGAACUCUUAAUCGGUGGAAGUUUAACUUCCGAGUCUGCUCUAAAUAUAGGCAAUAUUUGCACUGCUCACAUUUUUGAGAAAAGAGGAGCAAAGCCUGUUAAAAAGUCCGACUUAAUAGACAGAAGAGUAAUCUAACCUGCAGUUGACCAAGUAUAUGUUUAUACAGAGACUCUAGGAGAAGAAGAAACAAAUAACUAUAUCUGUGCUAAUUACGAAGAUGGAGAAAGUGUCUCAGUAAGAAGCAGGGUAAUAAUGGAAUUACUAGGAAAUGUUUUUUCAGAAUCUUUCUUUACUUAAUUAAGAACUAACGAGUGUCUUGGAUAUAUUUGCUGGUCCAGAACAAAUGCCAUCAGAGGUGUUGGAUUUGUUAGAUUCAUAAUCUAAUCAGAUGUUCAACCUCCUUAGUAUCUUGCAUCUCGUAUUCAUAGCUUCUUAUAAUAAUAGAAAAUUAGAUUAGAAGAACUCACUUCAGAAUAGUUUGAAAAAAUUAGAGCUGCUGUAGAGGUAGAUAUUAGAGAAAAAGACUUUAGCAUCAAAAAACAAACAGAAAGAUACUUUGAAUAUAUUGUUUAGCAUCACUAUACUUUUGACUUGAAGGAAAAAAUGAUUGAAGAGCUCAAGAAAAUCAAAUUAGCUGAUUUAGUACAAGCCUUUAAAAAGAUUUUCUUCACAAACAAAAGAUGCAGCUAACUUCAUUUAGUCAGUCCUAAGCACGUUGAGCAAAAUGCCCUUUAUAUGAAAGUAACCUAGCCUUAUAGUGGAUUUGAAAAUAUCACUAACCCUGAAAGUAUUAAGUUUAAGUGCUCUCUUCACCCAGACUACUAUACCUAUAAAAUAUGA
Messenger RNA from Tetrahymena thermophila SB210, 2874 nucleotides. Its product is annotated as insulysin, insulin-degrading enzyme. NCBI's taxonomy places the organism in Eukaryota, Ciliophora, Oligohymenophorea, Hymenostomatida, Tetrahymenidae. Gene Ontology annotation, molecular function: metal ion binding; metalloendopeptidase activity. The transcript is spliced from 8 exons. Gene Ontology annotation, biological process: proteolysis. The record is from RefSeq and is a predicted model, not a curated record.